Molecule: messenger RNA, 3735 nt
Organism: Hylaeus volcanicus
Lineage: Eukaryota; Metazoa; Arthropoda; Insecta; Hymenoptera; Colletidae
Exons: 5
Coding region: 93-3470 (1125 amino acids)
Source: RefSeq, a predicted model, not a curated record
AAGGCACCAUAAUUGAUUUUAAUUUGCAAAAUUCUAUCAUUUUUCUGACAUCACGUUUACUUCAACUUUUUUUGCAUAUUUCACGCGAAUGCAUGUAUAACCGAAACAGUUCCACAACUGUCGAUCAUCCCGAUUCUGUAGCUUAUAUUGACAAUAGCUUUAUGGAAAACUUGAUUAUUGCGUUAGAUACAGUGGAACAACUUAUCAAGCUUCUUUGUUGUCAGUGCCCAGAUGCAUCUGCAUUUUUCCUUGAAUCUGUAAUACAACAAUCACGACUGUUUCCGUCCAAUUUCAUAUUAUCUCCGUUUAUUGUUUCUUGUUUGAAUGGCUUACAAUUUAUUCUUUCUGAAAAUGAACCUGUUAUUUCAUGGGGUAACAAAACCUUACCUCUUAUUGCUUUAGAGUUGAAUGGAGCUGAAGGUCGCAACUUCGAGGCGGUAAUAACCCGAUUAAAACAAAUGUAUAUUCAGCAUCGCCAUAUAGAAAACACAAAUGUUAAAACAGGAAAUGAUGCACCAGCAGGAAUUUCCGUGACAUCGAAACUGCCUGCAUCUAUGACAACCUUAUGCUUGUCAACUAGAAUCAAUCUUCCCCAAGAAAUGCGAAACUAUUUAAAUAUUGGAACAUUUCCGUUUUCUCUUGUUAUCAAAAUUCCUCUAGUUAAAUCAUCACCUGUGAAAAAAUUAAGCGAUCAACCACCUUUAAUAGAGGAUGAGUGUCACAGUUUCAUUUCACAAAGGCGCUUAGGGCGUUUAUCAAUGGGAAAUACUUCUGAUCUGCUAUCCUUCUCAGUAUUUGAUCCCGAAUCAAAGAGUUGUUUUGAAAAAAAAGAACAAACAUCUCAAUCCAUAGAAGCGAAAUCGGAUAUGAAUGUAGAAUGGACUUCUUGGGACCGUGUUUGGGAGCUACUAAACAACUCUUUGGGUGAGGAGGCUAUUGAAACUGCAAUAGGAUCAAACUUUUCACCCACAAUGCUUCUUGGGUUAUCCGUUAAUGAUAUUUUGCAGUCUACGAAUUCUGCAGCUUGUGUGAAACAAAUGAUGCAACAAAUUAAUAAGGAACAAGUUAAUCCUGACAAAGCUCAUUCUGAAACACUUUACAAAAUUCUUCGCCGAUAUAAACAAUUAAAUAUAGAAAAUAUUGGAGAAUUUAUUGAAAUAUUGCUUAUGGGAGUCUAUACUUCAAAUCAUUUACUACAUGCUUCCGUAUCUAAAACACUCUCUAUUUUAAUUGAAACAAACGGGCCUCCUAUAUUUGAUCUUAUACUUCAAACUGCUCACUCUAUAGCAAAAAAUCUAUACAAACAUCUUUUACUUGACGUGAAAGAUAAUAAAGCCACUAGUGUGUCCCGCUUACUCGUCUUAUCUAGAUUACUGAUUUUAAUUGAUUCAACUUUAAAUUUUUUAACAGACCCUUCAAUUGAAGCAUCUUUGUGUUUUUUAAAAAUAGCAUCAGCAGGAUUGCAAACACUUCAGAACGUUCCGAUGCUGGAUGACUCAUGGUCUAAGAUACCUAUUUUCAUCUGUAUAUUUGACUGUCUUCUUCCUUUAUUUAGCCGUUUACUGUCAAGCGGCAUUAAAAUUCUAUCAUUUGAUUAUUUUGCAUUCACUUCGACAAGCAACAUUACGAACAAUACUCCAAGUUCACAUAACCAGAAUCGAAUAAAUGAUCAAGAAAAUGAUAAAUUUAUGCGGUCAUUAAAAUACUCAAACCAGUUUAAAAUAUUUUUACAGAAACAAAGUGUGUUUCAGGAUGAAAACCCAAGUUUGAUUCAAGCAUCUCGUUCUUCUAAUAAAAUCUCAUCCGAUCCUUCUUAUGCUUCCAAUAUAUCGCAAGGAUAUCAAAAGUCAUUACGAACUUGCUGCACAGGGCUUUCCACAAUCAUUAACCAAUUACCCAUUGCAUACGAUACUUAUAAGAGAGAAACUAUUUUAACAGACCAACUAGCCACAUCUCAUGCAGACUGGUCCGGUUUAUCCUUGUCAGUCGUCAUACAAAUUUUGACGCUUUUUGAGGAAAUAAGCAGACACCCCAUUCUUAGAUUACUAUCGUUUUACAAAUUUCAGGAAGACUUUCUACAAAUAGCAUUCACGUACACCAAAUCACAUGACACUCUCAUCUCUAAUCCGCAAUUUAUCACUGGAGAGCCUGAGGCAACUAUACAAUUAAACGGUAUCUUUUCGUCUGUUUUCGAAUUUUUUACUCAUAUAUUGCCUGAUGUCGAAAACAACCUGGAAAAUGUUAAUUUUGAAAAAGUGCUUGAGGUUGCGUCUUACCUUGUCAAGAUUUGUUCCACCUUAAUAAAUGAUUCAAAUCUAUACUCUGUUCAACUUCUUUUAUCUUUAGGGUUCAGUAAUCUUUCUGCAGAUGCGGCACCCGAUCAAUCUAGUUUGAUCCAUGAAAAGUCCACAACGGUUCAAGAUCUAAACAACACAUCACAAAUCCAGACAGAAAUUAUUCUUGAGGAAUCAUCAACAAAAGGAGUAUUAUUAUAUACAUUGCUUACCUUUUUGACUUUGUUAAAUCGCCAUUGUAGUAAUAUAAAUUCAUCAAUUAUUGAGAAAAACAAGAGUAUUGUACACCGCAUAAAUGCGCUGAUCCAACAAAUAAAUGAUAUAGAAACCUACGUUAGUAAUAACAGUGCUACGAAUCUACUCCCCACUAAAUUAGACUUGUCUGACUUGUUUUCUUCAACUAGAUGUCACGAACACAAUCUUGACGCAAACAUGUUUUUUUUUGAUCCUGGAGUUGUUAGCUUGUUACACACAUUUUCUAGGGAAGAAAAGUUUACCACAAAACAUUGUACCACUUCAUCACGAGCUAUUUUAAAUUUAGCAAUAUAUUUGAAAAGUGACUCAUUGUGGAGAAUGUCUUCAGUUCUUGAAAAACUCACGGCCCCUUUUGCUAAUGACUCAACGGAACCUUCAGACGAAGUACUAAGCGAUGAUCCUCCAUUAAAAUGUUUGUCCCAUGUGGUUUGGUCUCAAAUAGCCAAUAACAAGGUUUUAACAAAUGAAGCUGGACCAACGUCGUUUCUUCGGGACACUUUAUCUUUGGCUAUUACAAAAAAUCAAACAACGACUUCUCGAGUGAAUACUGUAACACCCGUUUUGAACGAAACCGUGGCCACUGAUACAUUUCGAGCACGUCGCGGUCCUUCAUCUAGAGCACCGUCAAAACACGUCGAUGAAUUUCAAGCUCAACAAUUAAAAAAUGACACCGUUUAUAAAGGGAAGCAAAAUUUAGCGACCUCCGACUCUUCAUUGGAGGGGUCCCUUGACGUCAUUCCUGAAUGGAGGGAAUUUGUUUUAAGUGGGAAAGAAAGGGGACUUGAUGUUAUGGGCAUACUUAAGAGUCCUCAAGUUUUACAAGAUCCGUGUCUUGAAUCUCGAUUUAGAUCUCUUGUUGAAUUACAUCCGAGUAUUAAAACACUAUUUAGCAUGAUGGAAAUUGACACUGGAUUAUCAUAAAACUGUUAAACGUUUCCCUAACAAAGCUAGACAUCAACAGCUUUGCCUUUCCUUAACUUACCCCGUCUAUAUUUUGUCUUUAUAAUAGAAAAUAAUUCUUAGGAUAUUUUGCUUUAUGUCUUUUUUUAUAAUAUCAUAAUGAAUUAUCUCAACUGUUUUGUAGCUUAUUGGUAUGCUUUUUUAAAACGUUACUAAAAUAAAGUCUUACUACCAUACAUGUUUCCAAGUCACACUUAUCAUUUUAACGGAUACUGAUGUGAUUGUA